Molecule: messenger RNA, 3125 nt
Organism: Boeremia exigua
Lineage: Eukaryota; Fungi; Ascomycota; Dothideomycetes; Pleosporales; Didymellaceae
Exons: 2
Coding region: 231-2888 (885 amino acids)
Source: RefSeq, a predicted model, not a curated record
UCUCAUCCGACCUGGAGUUCUCUGGCUAGGAUCAACGUUUGAAGGAUAGGUUAAGAUUGUGAUGGGCUGAGGCUGAAAGGCGCCAAAAACGCCCAAGGCAGCAAGGCGUUCUUUCAGCUGCAAGGGCAACAUCUCGCGCUGCAUCGGGAUCGUCAAGCUUUCCCCAUCUUCGUCUAACCCGGAGUAUUCGCAUCUGCUAAGAAUCUCGGGUGGCAUCUUAAACUUUGGCAAUGGACGGGGUGCCGUCUCCGCUCCAGAUAGGCUCACCGGGGACAGAGCCAACGUCCUCGGCCAGCACAGUUCCGUCUGCUCUUUGCGCGGGAUCUCCAAGUACCGGACAUGGCAAUAUGCAAUGGGAAACACGGCCACCACUUGCACGCAAGAAUACAUCGGGAUCAAGCAGGCUUUCGCAGCUCUUCCCAUCCAGACCGUCGUCAGUCGCCUCGGUCAGUUCACCAGUUGAUGGUGCAGCCCCAAGAAGGACUUCCCAUCCAUCUCCUCUGACCCCUGCCUACGAAUCUCGGCGAACAUCACUGGGUCCAGUGCCUCCUCCACCGCCUUCGUUCCAAGAGACUACGGCGUAUGAGCCAUCAUCUCUUAAAUCUGGCUACAAAGGCGUAUCUGUCCCCUCGCAUGGUAGCAAUACUUCCAAAAGACUAUUCAAUCGCCUCACCUCACUUAGAGGAGCAUCUCACCAACGCGGAAACUACAAUCGCAUUCAAGACGAAGAAUCCGAUGUUGGAAGGCGCCAUCUAAGCAGUCUAGAAGAAGACAGCGAGUCUCAUGGUCUCUUUCAAAGUGGCACCGUUGCGAUGCCACUGAAUAAUAUUGGCUCCUCCAAGAAAACACCAAGCGCCGCAGUCGCUGUAGAGGAUCUCAGCGAAGCCGGUUAUGCUGCUGAAUACGAAAGGCUUGAGAGUCAACUAGGUGCAGGCAUGAAUUCGAUCACCGAGAGACCUUUUGAGCACAGGCCUGCACCAGUAGGACCUGGGAGUUACGCAAGACAACCGCGCAGCGAUCCUAACCCAGACAUGACUGUUGUUCAGGCUCGAAAUGCCCAGGAGGAGGCGGAGAAGACAGGCGAUAUUGUCGCCAUUGCUGAGAUACCUGUCGACAUCAGCGACUCGUUCGGCGGCGGUGAUUUUGAGACUCGUAGUAUGAUCUCAGGUCCUAGCAGGGAUGGAAACCAAAAGAGCUACUUCUUUCCAAAAGAUCCUGACAUGCCGUCGUGGCGCCCUCUCACAAUGGGUUCACCAUGGAUUGCGAUGCUGGUAGUCAUCGCACUUGGCCUGGCAGCUCUCCAAGAGUACUUGUGUCAGUCAUCCAUUAGUAAGGCGCACCAGGACCCUCCGAGCGGGCUGGUAGAGUUUACGAAAGCGGACGACCUUACUCUGGCAGCAUUUUUCACCUGGAAGUAUGCGCCGAUUAUGGCCUUUGUGUUCUACGGUAUACUUUGGCAGAUGUCUGACUUCGAGGUCAAGCGAUUGGAACCCUACUAUCAGCUGAGCCGCAAGACAGGAGCGACUGCAGGAGAAUCACUCAACAUGGACUACCUCACUUUUAUGAGCUGGCUUGUACCUCUCAGAGCUCUGCGCCACAGACAAUAUGCAGUCAUCUGGAGUUCUGUUGGCACACUGGUCGCCAGUAGCUUGGUUCCUGUACUGCAGUCAGCUUCGAUUACCGUGUAUCCCGAGAAGAAGGAUCGGACAAGCGGCGGCAAGAAAUUCAUUCGCGUCGACCCUCCAUGGUCCCGGGCCGUGUCCGGGUGUCUGGUGUUCGUCGCACUUUGUGGCAUGGCAUUAAUGUAUGCCAUGCGGCGCAAGAGUGGCCUACUGUCGAACCCACAAGGAAUUGCUGGCAUUGCAGCCAUGGCCACCAGAAGUCACAUUCUCACGGAUUUCCACGGUACAGACGAAGCACCAUUAAACAAAAUCCAUGAAAAGCUACGAAACCGCCGCUACAUUCUGCAUAAGAGUAGCCUGUGGCAAGGAGAGUAUAUCCGCAACAGCAAGGAAAAGCUUCACGAACAUAGCACAGAUCCUCGCCCUCUGAUGUUGCGCCCAAUUUCAGGGGUGAGUUUCGUCACGUAUCUUGUACUCUUCACUGCGGCGAUACCUAUUUUCACCUUUUUCGAACCGGCUAUGGUCGUAACAGACAAGUUACCUUUCCUCCUGACCGGUAUUGCGACCACUGUAAGAAUCCUAUGGAAUACAUUGAAUUGCGAUGUCCGCAUGAUUCAACCGUUCUACAUGCUCUCGAAACAGAAAGCUCCAGCCAGGACACUGACCCUCGACUACGCCGGCACGAAUCCGCUGUUCCUUCCCGUCAUCGCCCUGUUCAACCGACACUGGCUCGUUGCCAUCGUGGCUUUCGGCUCCGUACUGGCUGAGAUACUCACCGUAUGCGUAUCCUCCAUCAACGUAGACGGCACACGGUUCAUCCCAAGCAAUGGCGGCGACAACGACAACAUCCAGGACGAAAAGGACCGCCACAAUCAGGAACAAACAUUCCGCUCCUUCUGGGUCUCGCUUUUUCUCUCUUUCCUCAUCCUCCUGUACCUUAUCAGCAUAGCCGUCCUGACGUACAUGCGCCGCUCGCGCAAAUUCAUGCCCCGCCAGAUCGGCACAAUGGCGUCGGUCCUCGCUAUGAUCUACCAGUCCAAGAUGCUCCUCAGCUUUGUUGACACGGAGAAACUUACUAGUAGUCAGAUGACGAAGCAUCUGGAGAAGCAGGGGAAGACGUAUGCUUUGGGGUGGUUCUCGGGGCGAGAUGGCGACGAUCACUUGGGUAUUGAUGAGGAGCCGAUCUUGCAGGCUUACGAGUACGGGAAGAACUGGAAAGCGACGAGAAUGCUGGGGCACCAGAUCGGGACUUGGGAGCAUUACUGAUAUAGAUGUGUGGAUGUUAUGCGUUGUGCUUGUUUAUAACUUCUUGUAUUUCCGACACACUAUGGUAUGUAGAGGAACCCCGGCAGACCCACAGCGUGUUCUUGAAACAGCAUGCUCGAUACCCUCAUAUUCUGAAACUAGCCGUUCAGCAGCCGGCGUAGAGAGCUGUAUUACGUUAGUGUGUGCAUCUUGUAAACUAUAAUCGAAGUAGACUUACCCUGCGCGAACAAAGUAUAG